This is a messenger RNA of Pteropus alecto (black flying fox), 4232 nucleotides long. RefSeq names its product ring finger protein 24 (gene RNF24). The transcript has 6 exons. Bases 23 to 469 code for a protein of 148 amino acids. Gene Ontology annotation, molecular function: ubiquitin protein ligase activity; zinc ion binding. NCBI's taxonomy places the organism in Eukaryota, Metazoa, Chordata, Mammalia, Chiroptera, Pteropodidae. Gene Ontology annotation, cellular component: endomembrane system. The record is from RefSeq and is a predicted model, not a curated record.
CGCCGGCGCUCCCGAUUCAUCCAUGAGCUCGGAUUUCCCACAUUACAACUUCAGAAUGCCUAAUAUUGGAUUCCAGAAUCUGCCUCUCAACAUAUAUAUUGUGGUUUUUGGCACUGCUAUAUUUGUCUUCAUCCUUAGUUUACUCUUCUGUUGCUACUUGAUUAGGCUAAGACAUCAAGCGCACAAAGAAUUUUAUGCCUACAAACAGGUUAUAUUAAAAGAAAAAGUAAAAGAACUGAAUUUACAUGAGCUGUGUGCAGUGUGUCUAGAAGACUUCAAGCCUAGAGAUGAGUUGGGGAUUUGUCCAUGUAAACAUGCCUUCCACAGAAAGUGCCUUAUUAAGUGGCUGGAGGUUCGGAAAGUAUGUCCACUGUGCAACAUGCCAGUUCUGCAGCUGGCCCAGUUGCACAGUAAGCAGGACCGUGGACCCCCCCAGGGGCCCCUGCCUGGGGCAGAGAACAUUGUAUAGCUCACUACAAGGAUCAGACUGUUGCGGGAUCCCACGUCCGCAUGGAGGCAGGAGAAACACGAGUGGUCUCUGUUGGCUGCUCUACCUGGGGCACCAGCUGCCACUUCCUUUGCCUCAUGAAGAACUCUUGGGCCAGCUAAGCCGAGAACCCAGACUUCUGGGUCUUGUGACAACCAAAGCACGCUGACACUACUCCAUGUCAAGAGAAGAGGUGUGAAUGAGCCUGCGGGUUUGGUUCAAGAAACUUCAUGAGAGUCUCUUGCUGACUCCAUUACACGCUGUCUCCCAAGCAAGGUGAAUCUUUCUCAAGCAGAAGGGAAGAUAAACACAAGUGUUAGAGAAGGGAACUGAGGGCAGGUCUUUAAAGCCACACACCCCCACCCCCACCCUGUGGACAGAGGAGCUUCUGUGCAGACUGUGCAUGCCUUAGCAGCAGCGAACCCUCCCGGCAGCCCCUGAGCCAAGUAAAACCAGCAGUUACCUCAGCCGAAGCACGACCAGUUGCCAGUGGUUGGUGAGGCAGUGCCAACAAAGCUUUUCGCAUUAUGUUCCUGUGAUAAGGCCAUCUUGGGGCCCAAGGGUUUUGGUUACAACAAAGCAGCAGUGCCCCUUGCCACCGCUUCUCCCUGUUUCACACCACUUCCUUAUCAAAUCAUCUAAGCUAAAAAACAUUAGAUGCGCUUGGAAAGGCCUGGUCAGAAGCCAUUUCCUCUUGUUCUCCCCACCUCCACGCCCCACCUCGCCAGUGAGGCACAGCCAAGCGCCAUCAGGAGCCCUAGCAGGGGGUGGGAUCUGAGCCCAUGCUGUCCCUAUGUAACUCAGGCCUUGGGGUGCUGCCCACAUCCUCGCAUACGCAGUAUGGUUGCAGCAUAGCUGCUGGCCUUGUCCCCCUGCCUCAGAAGGGAGCUACUGAGAGUCCAUCAGACAGCUGAGGAUCGCCAGUCCUGGCCCACUUGACAAAGGAGGAUGCCGACCCCCUUCCCUCUUCCCUCCUUCCUUCCCUCUAUCCUCUCUCUUGCCCUAUCAGUUUCUACUUCAGAGAAAAAUGCCUAUCAUUCACUUUUUAACAACUUAAAGCAUCCUAAAUAAAAUCCCUAUGUAAUUUUUUAGCCAGGGCUCCACUUGAAAAUGUAGUUUCAGGAAGCUCCUGCAGGGCUGUUCACUCAUUGGCACGUGCCUCAGUAUUUGGACUUGCGAGAACUAAUUGAAAGUGUCCCUAUAGGAGAGAAAUGCAUGCUACUCUUUGGCUCUUUCUGUCCCGCUUUUCUAGAAAUGGCUCAGAGUCCAUUAGGAUUCGUGAAUAUUGUAUAAAUUAGCUAUGUGAAGCAGCUUGGGUCAGAAAGUUCUUUUCCACAGCCCUGUGCUCCACAUCCAUUCAUUCUAGGGAUGGGCUCCUCAUCGACAGCUUUGCCUCUGCUCCAUCACACAGGUGCAAGUGGGGCAGUUUCUCAUUGGAAAUACAGUCUGCGUGAUAUGGAGAGAGGAUGCGGGAAGCCCUGUCACUCUUCGUGGCAAGAAAUUUUUUCUGGAAUCAGCCUCUACUGUCUUAAAAUGGGAGAGGGAAUCUGUCCUUGGCUCAGGUGGGUGGGGUCAGAUGAUGAAAAUUCUCAUUAGCUUGGAAGAGUGCUGGGCAGAAUCCAGUUUGGAAAAUUACAAAUCCAGUUGGUCAGAAUUGGCUGUUUCUUAUGUGUGACCUAUUCGUGGUAUGCCAACUGGACUGCUUCGUAAAACAGGGCGAGGAAAGUGUGAAAUAUUUUUAUAUGAAAGCUUUAGCCUGUUUGGCACCCAUGAAAAGACCUAUUUGUACACUCCUACUUUCACCCUGUUUCUGUGUUCUCUAAAGUAGCACAAUAGAAUUGAGUGCUGCAAAGCACCCAGUUUCCAGUGAAAUGUUUUCAGCAACCAAUGUCAGAAAUAGGCUUGCUUCUGGACUAGCCUCAUUAAUGGCCAACACCAUUUUCCAUGGAAUGGCCUUGGGACAAAUGUCACCUUAUCAUUAUGGGGUUCAAAUAGGAAAUAAUUUUUCCCCAAAAAGGAGAAAUGCUUGUGUUCUUACUGCAGAUUGCUUUGACUCAGUUUUUAUAGGAUCAUAGCCUUUCAGUUACAGCCUUGUAUUUACAGGAAGACAAAUUAAUUCAUUUCACUGUGUCACAGCUAAAGGCAAGUUGAGGUGGUUGGUGCAGAAUGGACCAUAGGUGCAAAGCCCAAAUAGUUAAGUCAUUCGAGGAAAGUUUGAGAGUGCUGUGUACUCUCCACUGGGCACCAUACUGGGUCUGUUUUAUGCCAUGAAGUGCCACUAAUGUGACCUCAACCCUUGUGAAUGUGGAGGGCUUUUUAAAAUGCAGCUCUUCCGCCAGGGUGGGGCUGAAUACUGGAGUGCUGAGUGCUCGCUCUGCUUGUAGUCAUCUCCCCUUUCUUGGCUCGUUGUCCUACUGCAACAUGGCCACUGUCACUUGGCAGUAGUUCCUUGCAACUCUUAGCAACACAACCUGAAUGCAUUUGCCCCACCUCCACCCCCAUCUGGCUCCUCCUUCAAGACUUCCCUGUGCUGCACUGCUGUAACUGCAAAUGCCUGGCGGUUAAUUUAUGUCUUCCUUUAUUCUGAUUAAAAUUACAGUUUUGUGUGACAGACAAGGUUAAAUUCCCAUCUGGACUUUUUUUUUUUAACAAAUGAGUCAAGGAUCCUGUAAUACUCUUGACUCAGAUUCACACCUCGAAGUGAGGCCACCCUGUCCACCUCUAUCUUCAAGCAUUGUUAAUGACCUUUUGUUAAUCUGUAGACAUGUGGGGACUCUGAUCUGCUCUUGGGUCACUGGCUAGUAAUAUGACUUUUUUUUUUUUUUUUUACUUAAUGCAUCUUAAGCAGCUCCAAGAUUGGGUGUUACUUGUGUGCCAUGUGUUAGUGGAACAGAACUCGGCCCCAACUGGAUUCCACUGGUGGCUGAAUCAUUAUCUAGUUGUUGCCAGGGGCACAACUGAAUUCAGCUGGCUUUAAAAAUGGAAAAACAGCCUGACUCGAUUCUUGGUUGUCAUCUACCACUUUUCUUUGCCAUGGUGUGAUUUGGUUAGGCCUGUCCCAGGAAGGGAGGACAAGAUGGAAAUGGCCAGAUGGGAGCAGGUGACCCAUGAGGAAGUCUAGGCUGAGAGAUACAGGGAACCUCCCACCAUGGCCAGAUAGCCUUCUUCACAAGUCUUGACAAAUGAAGAGCCUUUCCCCAAAGCCAAGGCCCUUGGAUCCACCAGUGACUUCAAGCCCUGUCCCUUUCCACAGCCCCACUCCAAAGCCUGUCAUCUCCAUUGCCCAAUCCAUACUCUGCUAAGCUACUGUUAAUGACUGUAAUUUACUUUUCUGAGAGACUUUCUGGGAAUUAUGAACUGCACGCUAGGAGGCAUCCCCAGAUCUCCGGACAAAAAGUACUUGGAGUGAUUUGAAUAACCUUUGCCACUCACCAGCCAUGUGCCUUUCUGCCAGUUAACCUUUUGGAGCCUGUUUCUUUAUCUACCACCCAGGGUUUAUAAGGCUGCCCUUACUAGUUCUUGCAAGGAUUAGCUGGUGACAAGUCUAGGGGUCAUGGAAGCUGCAGAUACAAGGUAACCGUCAUGGUCACAUGGGGCUCCUCUGCUGUCCAAGUCUGCUGGCUCCCUCUUCCCCUGAUCUUCCCUGGUCACCUCCAUCCGCCUUUGCCCAUAGUAGUUACUCCAUUUGUUGCUCAGUGCUGAAUGUGCCUUUAAUUUUGAAUAGGUAAUCCUUUCACAUGCUUCA